UGAUGGAGUCUGUGUUCAUUUGGAGGCGUGUUUUUGAACGGAUUGUGUGGAAUGCGCAAAGCAUUUGCCGCUCGUCUGCGGUUUAACAUCACUUGCCACAAAAUCUGUCAGGGGUGCGUCGUACGGCUCCACAGACUGGGCUGCAGCGCGUGCAUGGGUUUCUUUUCCAGUAGUGCAACAAGUUUGCAGAGGGCUACUGAAAUCAGUCACAGCUCACACUGUCUCCCAGUGAACGAGCGCGCACCGGUCGGGGAUCUCAGAAGCGCGCUCCACUGUUACCAACGUCGCCGUACAGUCUUUCAGAUAUAAAUCGAAACUAAAUAGUGACAGAAUAUUUUUUAUUCUCCUCCCGUCGCUACUGGUGACUGCACUUUGUAGUACAGGGUCGAGAAGGAGUCAUGAGGGGUCUAGAGGCAAAUAAGGAGUCCCGGAGCGCGGUGAAAAUGGAGAGCGACCCCGGUGCUGGAAAGCGGCGGCACUGUCUUAAAGCUGCCGUGGAUGUGAUACCGUUUGUCUUUUCUGUCGUGUCCUUUGCCUUUUGCUUUUUACUGAGUGUUCAGACCAGUGAUAUUAAGGACAGAGUUGUGGAUUUAGAAAGUGGAAGUGGUGCGCGCCUCCUAAGUCCGUUUAAUGGACUCACCAUGGAUCAGUUUAAUGCAAUGGUACAGGAGAAAGUGGACACGCUACUGUCACAGCGCUCUUAUGAACACUUGGCUAGAGUAAGGACUGUCCGGGAAACCUCACCAGACUGCAACUGCCCACCAGGUCCACCUGGAAAAAGAGGAAGAAGAGGACGCGACGGAGACCCUGGACCUCCUGGCCCACCUGGUCCAAAAGGUGAAAAGGGCGAUCAAGGCGAUCAGGGACCUCGGAUGGUCUUCCCUAAGAUCAAUCAUGGCUUUCUUUCUGCUGAUCAGCAACUCAUUAAACGUCGGCUCAUUAAGGGUGAUCAGGGUCAAGCCGGCCCCCCAGGACCUCCCGGACCUCCUGGCCCUCCUGGCCCCAGGGGACCUCCGGGAGACACAGGAAAAGACGGCCCAAGAGGAGUUCCAGGGCUUUCAGGAGACCCUGGAAGUCCUGGUGAGUUUGGUCAAAUGGGACCUGAGGGCCCUCCAGGACAGAUGGGUGCAAUUGGCCCGCCAGGUACUGAUGGAAUAAAGGGAGAUAUGGGUAUGCCAGGAUUAGAUGGAAUCCCUGGCGCCAAGGGCGACAGAGGUGAACGGGGUGAAAAGGGAGACAUGGGAGAGGAUGGGCCGAAAGGUGAAUCCGGAGAGAAGGGUGAUGCCGGCUCAUCUGCUGCUGGCAUCAAGGGUGAGCCGGGCGAGCCAGGACGAGGAGGACAUAAGGGAGAGCCAGGACUUCCAGGGCUGCCUGGACUCCCCGGGAUUAAGGGUGAACCUGGUUUCUAUGGACCUCAGGGUGAGCCUGGACUGCCCGGCCUGCCAGGCACAAAGGGAGAGAGAGGAGAACCAGGACCGCCUGGUAAAGGUGAACGUGGAGAGACAGGUCCAGCAGGAUACAAGGGCGAGCCGGGGGAGCCGGGUACUCUAGGCCCUAAAGGUUACAAGGGGGACACAGGAGACAAAGGAGAUGACGGCCAAGAAGGUCCGCAAGGUCCACCCGGAGAUAAAGGUGACCAGGGUACAACUGAAAUCAUUGACUACAAUGGAAACAUCCAAGAGGCUCUUCAGAAGAUAACCACUAUUACAGUUACGGGUCCUCCGGGACCUCCCGGGCCGUUUGGACCAAAGGGUGUAAAGGGUGAUCAGGGUGGUCCUGGCCUUCCGGGCCUGGAUGGAGAACGGGGUCACAAAGGCUCAAAAGGUGACAUGGGAAUUCCUGGAAUAUCAGGAGAAAAGGGAGCAAUGGGACUUCCGGGCUUACAGGGUGUGAGUGGUCUGAAAGGAGACAAAGGAGAUGCCGGGCUCUCUGGUCCUCAGGGACCUUCAAUCAUUGGGCCCCCCGGUGCACUGGGGCCUCAUGGACCACCUGGACCCAUGGGUCCUCAUGGAUUCCCUGGGCCAAAGGGGGAACCAGGGUUGCAUGGUCUCAAAGGAUUGCGUGGGGAGCCCGGGCAUAAGGGCGACAGAGGACCCCUGGGUCUCCCCGGUGUGGAUGGACCAGUCGGUGCAUCUGGUCCAGCGGGUCCAAAGGGAGAUAGAGGUGAAAAGGGGGAUGUUGGCGAUCCUGGACCCAGAGGGCCGUAUGGGUUACCUGGAGCUGCUGGAACACCAGGAAUGGAUGGGUUGCCAGGCUUAAAGGGAGACAAGGGCGACGAGGGGGAAAGAGGAGAAAAGGGUUUCCGGGGCUUAAAGGGUGAAAAGGGAGACCCAGGUCAACCUGGUUUGGAUGGGCUGGAUGCCCCGUGCCAAUUGGGUCCAGAUGGACUUCCAAUGCCAGGCUGUUGGCAGAAGGGUGUCACACCUUGGCUGGUGGCUUGAGAAAGUGAUGGAAAAGUGUGGUUCGCUUUAUUUGUACGGAGGUCGGUGUGGGAUCUGGCCACUUGCGUAGCCUUUUAGUGAAGAGAUGGAGAGAGGAGGCACCCGCUGGACUUUCCGCGGCCACUCAUGGACGUUUUUGCUUGAAACUGAAGUUGGACGGUACGGGACGACGCCAUCUCGGUUAACUCUUCACUCGGGUUUCUGCUCAGCUUGAUCUACUGAGAACGGCAGGAUGGAUUUCUGACUUGUCGGUCAAAUUUGCGUUUGCGUGUAUUAUAGCCUUCGGUGCCUGAACUCGUUUGGUAUUCAUUCCUUUAUUGGGAACGGCUAUACUGUAUCUAUGCUUUGUGCUGUAGACAUGACACUGACAGAGAGUGAAGUUCAAGUACAGAGUUAAAUGUGUUACAUUCUUCACGGCCUCUGAAGGACUUUCAUGUCAGAGGGAGUGUUUUGUGUCUCAGUAAGUACAUACUGUGGUUGUUUAACCUUGAACACGUGUAAAGGUGAACCAUGACAGGUAUGUGAUGGUGUCUGUUCAGCUGAGCUUAAAAAAAAUCACAAGCCAUAUUCACAAAACAUACAGCAUGGUAACAUUUAGCAUAUUUCAUCCCGCUCUACUACAUUCCGGUGUCUAUUUAAAAAAAGCAACCUGUCAUUUUGUUCAUUUUUCUAGGACAGCUUCAAAACCAUUUGACCGUUACUUUGAAACUUUGAAACACAAGCUACAGUAUAUGAAACAAACAUGCAUGACCACAGAUGUUUAAAUGUGUUUAUCUGUAUGGAGAUUAUGAUAUUUUGAGGUGUUUAUGUUUAUGACAAUGAAGAAAAGGUUGGUCACUUUGUUUUGUUUGUACUGAGUUUUAGGCUUAUUGCUAAAGAAGGUUGUUUUCUUUCGUCACAUUUUAUUUUUAUUAUAAUCUGCUGUUUUACAUACUGCAGUAUUUGGGGUUAUUCUUAAAAUGGCAGAUUGGUUUAUAAACAGUCAUUCCUUAAGUUGAAAGACCUUUUUCAUACAGUGUUAUGUGAUGCAAUUUCAUGUGAGAUCAACACAAAUUCAUUAUUGUACGUACUUUUUUUUUUUUUUUUGCUUAUUCAUUUGCUUAUGAUAUCAGUAAACAUUAGUGAGAUUUGGUGAAGUAAUUUUUUGGAUUGAGUUGAAGGAACCAGUCACAAGUCUCAUUGACAUGUAGCAGUGUUCUGUAUAACAAAUGUAAGAUACGUUUCACAUUUCUUUCUUUCUUUCUUUCUUUCUUUCUUUCUUUCUUCAUUGAAUGUAAAUUAAUAUAUGUAUAGUGGACUAUGAGUGUGCAUUUAAAUAUUUGUUCGUUCGAUUUGAAAAGUGCAAUUUCUCAUAUGUAAUGAUGUAUUGUGCACCAUACAAAAACUCGAUGUCAGUUACUCGGUUACUCAGCAGUAUUGUGAUAUAUGAGAAAAUAUUUUAAUCACUUUCAUUGGCACUGUUGAUCAUUUAGUUAUAUAGUUAAACAUAUGCGGUUACAAAUGCAACUGAAAACAGUAAUGACAGGGCUGGGUUUUCGCAAAUGUUUGUUUGCAAACUGAUAAAUGUUAAACUGCAUGCGUACCAGACACAUCAUUAUUUUUACAAGCCAUUUGUAGGCCUUUUCACAAAUAUUUCAUUAACGUUUGUGUCCAUUUAUUGUUGGUGUUCUUGUAAUGUCUUGAGUUCUUUAAGAGAGUUGUCUUAUGUUUUGUAUAUAAAAGGCAUGGGAGCCAAAUGUGUCUUUCAAACUCAUUUAGUCUUUUGAAGGUUUGCUAUAUAAAAGAGUGUUGGUGCUGAAUGAAACAUUUCCUUGUUUUCCUGGGGUUUUUUGCCAAAAGUUUAUUACAGAAAAUUCCAUUGAUUUGUUUUCCUAAGCGUUGUAAGUUAUGACAAUCUAUGAUUUUCUAAUGUGUAUGUUUGUACAAUGUAUUACCUAUUAUUUUGUUUUAGCGUGUAAAAUUAUUUUCAACCACUUUUUGGAAGAGUAAUUAAAAAAAUUAAAUGACAAAAUGUACAGAAUAACUCUUCCCCGUGUCUGAACAAACACGUACAAAAGAACAAUAAGAUCACUAAUGUGUCUUAUCUGAUUUAUUCGUUAUAGACAAAGAUUUUUAGAAUUUUAACAUCCAUUGUAAUUUAAAGGUACUUCACCCAAAAAUGAGAAUUCUGUCGUCAUUUACUCACCUUCGAGCUGAUCCAAAUCUCUAUAAAUUUCUUUGUUCUGAUGAACACAGAGAAAGAUAUUUGGAAGAAUGCUUAUAACCAGACAGAUUUUGCCCCCCAUUGACUCCCAUAGAAGGAAAAAAUACAAGUGAAAAGUGCCCCAGAACUGUCCUACAUUCUUCAAAAUGUCUUCUUUUGUGUUCAAUAGAACAAAAAAAUCAAGUAAUUUUUCCUACUAUGGGAGUCAAUGGGAGGCAAAAUCUGUCUGGUUAUAAGCAUUCUUCCAAAUAUCUUUCUCUGUGUUCAUCAGAAGAAAUAAAUGUAUACAGAUUAGGAACAACUCGAAUGUGAGUAAAUGAUGACAGAAUUUUAAUUUAUGGGUGAAGGAUCCCUUUAAUCAGACGGUGUGUUGAACAUUAAUCACGCAGUGAUCAAAUCAUCAAAAAUGUACUUUUCAUCAAUCUGUUUUCUUCAGUUGCUCUCAAUUCAAGUACGUUUUAAAAUGUAUUUGUUGUAAUUGGUUUGCCUUUUUGUUAAGUAUUGUUGGGGAUUUGCAACAAGAUUGUUCAUUGUUGUGUGUUUAUAAAUGGCUCUAGAUAUUUCACAUUAAAUACAUGUUACAUGACAGUACUGGAGCCAAAUAAAUGCUGUUUU
Triplophysa rosa is the source of this 5259-nucleotide messenger RNA. RefSeq names its product collagen alpha-1(XXV) chain. The transcript is spliced from 37 exons. The record is from RefSeq and is a predicted model, not a curated record. NCBI's taxonomy places the organism in Eukaryota, Metazoa, Chordata, Actinopteri, Cypriniformes, Nemacheilidae. The coding region runs from base 399 to 2441 and encodes 680 amino acids.